AUGUCCGGCAGACGCACCACAGACCCCUCCAUAGUGGUAGCCAUGCUGUAUGGAGGGGUCUGUGGUGCGUCUGCCGGACAUCGUAGCCUGAAGAAGAAGUACAAGGCCUACCUGUACCUGGACGAGGCUCACAGUAUCGGGGCGGUGGGGCCGACAGGGAGGGGUGUGACAGAACUGUUCGGACUGGACCCCUCGGACAUCGACGUCAUGAUGGGAACGUUCACCAAGAGCUUCGGGGCUGCAGGAGGAUACAUCGCUGGAAAGAAGGAAUUGGUUGACUACCUGCGUAGCCACUCCCACGGUGCGGUCUACGCCUCUGCUUUGUAUCCUCCCAUCACAGAGCAGAUCCUCAGAGCAUGA
Molecule: messenger RNA, 360 nt
Organism: Salvelinus sp. IW2-2015
Lineage: Eukaryota; Metazoa; Chordata; Actinopteri; Salmoniformes; Salmonidae
Source: RefSeq, a predicted model, not a curated record